CGCUCUUUAAAAACCCUAGCAAAACCUCUUCCACUUAGCUUUCUUCAAUCUCGUUACUUCACCGUAUUGGAUUCGUGAUGUCGAAUCCAAAGUCUUCGAAGAAGUCAUCCGUGGACUUGGAGCUUCUGAAAAACGAUGUUGAAUCCUUCGCUUCGUCUCUCGGCCUGGUCUCGUCGUCUCUCCCUUCUUCGGGCUUCAACGAUUCUGAUUUCCGGAAAACCGGAAAAAUCGAAUCCCAGAAGCAGAAAAAGCCUAAGAACGAUGAAUCCAGUCAGAAACAGCAUGACGAGCAUAAACGAGGGGUCGCAAAGAAGCCAAACUCGAGGAUUUCGAACGAAACCGGAAAGAAUCUGCGGCCUGGGAGCGAAAAGGUAGAUACCCGGAUGAAGAGAAUGGAAAAACCGAAGCCAAAUCCUGAAAUUUUGUCGGUUGACAAUGAAAAUGGCGGGUUUAAAGGCAAACGCUUCGAGAAGUACAAGAGUUUGCCGAAGCUACCGUUGGUGAGGGCGAGUUUAUUGAGCUCGGAAUGGUACAAGGAUGCCGAGGAACUGGAGGAGAAGAUCUUCGGCGGAGAUAAACGGAAAGCGGUUGAGACUAAUAUGGAGCAGCGUAAGGGUUUGAUGGAGAAGAAGAGGGAACUGGGAGAGAGAUUGAUGUGGCAGUAUACGGAGGAUUUCAAUUCCUCAAAAGGGAAAAGCGGAGACAUGAAGAUGGUUGUCGCCGCGCAAAAGUCAGGGACAGUGACUGACAAAGUCACUGCAUUUGAGAUCAUGGUCGGAGAGAAUCCCAUUGCUAAUAUGAGAUCGCUUGAUGCGCUAGUGGGAAUGGUGACUUCCAAGAUCGGCAAAAGAUAUGCUUUUAAGGGGUUUAAAGCGCUGUCGGAACUUUUCAUCAAGUUAUUACCUGAUCGAAAGCUGAAAACACUUUUGCAGCGGCCUCUGAAUAGCAUCCCAGAGACAAAGGAUGGUUAUUCACUUUUGCUGUUUUGGUACUGGGAGGAAUGUUUGAAAGAGAGGUAUGAGCGGUUUGUUAUCGCACUUGAGGAAGCAUCAAGGGAUAUGCUUCCACAACUCAAAGACAAGGCUUUGAAGACCAUAUAUUUCCUGUUAACAAGCAAAUCAGAACAGGAGCGUAGAUUGCUAGCUGCGUUGGUGAACAAGUUGGGGGAUCCUCAAAACAGGAGUGCAUCUAAUGCUGAUUUCCACCUGUCAAAUCUUUUGGCUGACCAUCCUAAUAUGAAGGCUGUGGUAAUUGAUGAAGUUGACUCCUUUCUUUUCCGGCCUCAGCUUGGGUUACGUGCAAAAUAUCAUGCUGUUAACUUUUUGAGCCAGAUCCGUUUGAGUCAUAAAGGAGGAGAUCCAAAAGCAGCAAAGCGUCUCAUUGAUGUGUAUUUCGCUCUUUUUAAGGUUUUAAUCACAGAAGCAGAUGGCAAACAAGGUGCAGAGGACAAAGUAGUGGCUGACAAGAAAACUUCUAAUCUUAAGGAAGCUAAACAAGUGAAGUCUUCUGAUUCACAUGUUGAAAUGGAUUCUAGAAUUCUAUCAGCUCUACUAACGGGAGUUAACAGAGCUUUUCCUUACGUUUCUACCAGUGAGGUCGAUGAUAUAAUUGAAGCACAGACUCCGAUGCUUUUUAAACUGGUGCACUCAAAUAAUUUCAACGUGGGAGUUCAAGCACUGAUGCUUCUUGACAAGAUCUCAUCCAAGAAUAAGAUUGUCAGUGAUAGGUUUUACCGUGCUUUGUAUUCAAAACUUCUACUUCCCUCCGCAAUGAAUUCUUCCAAGGCAGAAAUGUUUAUUGGACUUCUCCUCAGAGCUAUGAAAAACGAUAUAAACGUGAAACGUGUCGCUGCCUUCUCCAAAAGGGUCUUGCAGGUAGCGCUUCAGCAGCCGCCGCAAUAUGCAUGUGGAUGCCUUUUCCUCUUGUCCGAGGUACUAAAAGCAAGGCCGCCUCUUUGGAACAUGGUGCUCCAGAAGGAAUCGGUUGAUGAUGAAGAAGAUAUAGAACACUUUGAAGAUGUGAAAGAGGAAGACGAUAUUGAAUCCGGGAAGGAAUCCGAGAAAGAAAGGAACGAUACUGGACUCAAUAAUGAUGGUGAUGAAGUUACCAGGACAGGUAGUGAUUCUUCUUCGGAUGAUGAAGAUGAUGCACCCGUUCCUCAAUCUGAUGAAGAAGAAGAUGAUGAUCCAUCCGAUGAUGGAGAAGAACUAUUUAUAAGAGAGAAUUCUCCGGAUCAUAAAGAAACCAAGGAGAUCUCCAAUGAUAUGGGAAGAAGCCAACUGCCUUUGUCAUCAACUUGUCUUCCCGGAGGAUAUGAUCCUCGUCACAGAGAACCUUCUUACUGCAAUGGAGAUCGUGCAAGUUGGUGGGAAUUGACGGUUCUUUCUUCACACGUUCACCCUUCAGUGGCUACAAUGGCUGGAACCCUUUUGUCAGGGACGAACAUUGUUUACAACGGGAACCCGUUAAACGAUUUAUGCCUAACUGCUUUCUUGGACAAAUUCAUGGAGAAGAAACCGAAGCAAAGCACCUGGCAUGGUGGUUCCCAGAUCGAACCUUCCAAGAAGCUUGACCUGUCAAACCAUUUUAUCGGGUCGGAGAUACUCUCCUUGGCGGAAGAGGACGUGCCCCCAGAAGAUCUUGUCUUCCACAAGUUCUAUGUGAACAAAAUGAACUCCAGUAAGAAAUCGAAGAAAAAGAAGAAGAAAUUGCCCGAGGAAGAAGCUGCAGAAGAGCUGUACGAUGUGGACCAUGGUGAUGGCGGAGACAACGAGAGUGAUGUCGAUGUCGAUGAUGAUGUUGAUGGUGGUGAUGAGAGUGAUAAUGAAGAGAUAGAGAAUAUGUUGGAUGCUGCUGACGAUGUUGUAGAAGCCGAGGAAGGUGACUAUGAUUACGAUGAUUUAGAUAAAGUUGCAGAUGAAGAUGAUGACGACUUGGUGGGUGAUGCUGAGUUGGACAUUGACAUGCUUGAUGGAGAAGAAUUUGAAGACAAUGCCAUCCAUGAUGAUGAUGGCGAUGAAGGUGAGGAUAUUGAUAUAGGAGACAUGGAUGAUGGUGAUGGUGAUGGUGAUGGUGAUGGUGAUGGUGAUGGUGAUGACAAUGACGAUGAUGAUGGUGGUGGUGGUGGUGGUGACAAGAAAAAGCAAGGGAAACGGAAACGGAAAUCGAAAUCACCGUUUGCGAGUCUUGAAGAGUACGAACAUUUGAUAAACAAAGACGAUCCCAAUGAUUCAGAAGCUGGAAGGAGAGGAAAACCAAAGGCCAGAAAGAACAGGAGGAAGAAGAAGUCAGAGUAAUGUUUCAUCGUCUACUUACGAUUGCUUGAGCAAGAAGAAACCACAUUGCUUGUCAUGCAAGGUUCUUUGUUGUUGAGUUGAAAACCCUUUGGAAACCAUUUUUUUCGUCUUUUUAUUAUAAAGAAAAUUUUGCUAUUAACAUUAUGUAAACAUAAUGUUUUAAUGUUUAUUGUAAUAUUUCAUUGUUGGAAAUAACGGUCCAUAUUUAUAUAUA
Molecule: messenger RNA, 3510 nt
Organism: Tarenaya hassleriana
Lineage: Eukaryota; Viridiplantae; Streptophyta; Magnoliopsida; Brassicales; Cleomaceae
Product: CCAAT/enhancer-binding protein zeta
Exons: 16
Coding region: 78-3296 (1072 amino acids)
Cellular component (GO): nucleus
Source: RefSeq, a predicted model, not a curated record